AUGGCAUCCACCUUUUGGGCACUUGAUGCCGCUAGACGACGUCGAAAGGAUCCUGUCCCUGGCACGUCUAAGUGGGUCGCAAACGAGUUGUACACUGUCAAUUCAAAUGUGCUAUCUAGUUCUGAAAAGUUUGCUCAUGGGAUGAGCGAAGACUAUGAUAUGUUGAAUGGAUUUAUGAAAAGUGCCAUCAAUGGAAACGCAAUUAGAGAUUAUAUAACGAUACAUAGCAGCGGUACUAGCAGCAGCAAUUUGCCUAAGGAAUGGUCCGACAAGAGUGAGAGAAUCGUUGAUCGCAAAGAAGAGGGUGAAGUCCUCUUGGAUGAAGAAAAGGAAGAAGAAGAAGAAGAAGAAGAAGAAGAAGAAGAAAAUGGCCAACUCUCGACCAUAUUACACAGGCAGCCUGAAUUCUCAAGUGUUAUACACCUUCAGCAGAUACCUAUUCCUGAACCGGAUUCUGCCCCACCUCCCGUGUCUUCUCCAGUGGAACCAGCAAUAAAUUAUCCUUCGUCUGCUAAAGAUGGGUCGCCCAAGCUAUCAUUUUCCAAGAUUGAACCUCACACCAUAUUCCACACGAACUCCCCUGUCGGCUCAAACGUUAUAGAGGCGGAGGAAGAAGCAAAUAAUAAACAAGAUAUGGAUGAUUCAUUCCAAAAGAUAAAGACUGCUAUACGGAAAAGUAUUGCUAGAACUCCUGGAGGGAACUCAAAGAAGAUAAAUGUAAACAUGAGUUCGGCUACAAGCACACAGCCAUUACUGCUGUCAAUACCACAAGCUGUGUUCCAAUCUGUUGGAUCAUCAGUUCAAGAGGGAUCGCCUAGAAAUAGAAAGUCUGGCUUCGUUCCCCUCCCAACUAGGGAACCUUUAUCUUCUAUAGUCAAUAGAGAGAAAAGAGACUUCCUGGAUUCAAUCAAGAGAAAAUCGUCAAUGCACUACAAAAUCGAUGAACACAAAAAGGCAUCAAUACGGCCUCAGAACCUGACCCCCAAUGAACUGACAUCUACAAAUGUAGCUGUGCCUGUAACAGUCACAGCUCUGUCUCGUGAUUCUCGACGAGUAUCUCGUAUACUGUCCGUGAUUGAAAGCUUACAAGAUCGGAAGUCCUCUAGUGAAAAUAGUAGACGGGGCACAAUCCCACGAAAGCUAGACGAGAACACAAUUGGAAAUGCUUCCAAAGCAAGCGAUCCGGUAGUUAAAUCCGAGACAGAGACACAUAUCGAGAGAAGUGUAAAUAAUGAAACGAAUGUGAAGAAUGAAAACGAUAAGCAAAAUAAUGACAAGAACAAUGAUGGUGAUGAUGAUAAGAAUGUUAGUAAUUCCACUCCAGAGAAGAAAGAUCAAUACAUUGGGUUCACAGGCUCUGUGCUUCGUAGAGCUAGGAACUUAUUUCUUAGUGAACCCGCUUCCUCUAUCUAUAACAAGCAAGAUAAACCUUCAACUACUAUACUGAAGAAAUCUGAAAUACCUGAGCUCGAACUUCCCAGGCCAUCACUCAAGCCUCAAAUUCCAAAUAUCACUCGUUCUAGGUCAAGAUCAAGGUCACGUUCACCCACACGUACUAUUCAAAUCAAAACACCAAGGUCCCCAAUUAGGACUUCACCAACCAAGAAGGCUCAAAAAUCAGAUUAUAGCCCAGAUGGCACACCUCAGAAACCAAAGGAAGUAUUCAAGCAGACUGAUUUAAUAAAUCGUCUUAUGGCUCCAACCAGUUCAAGUGCUGCAAAAACAAGUAAGCCAAAACUUCCGGAGUUGAAGAAAGUUGAUAUUGGAGUGAAAAACAAAUUGCUUACGGCAACAUUAAAUCCGACUAAACCGCCUAAGUUCAGUCCAAAUAAGAAUAGAUAUGGUACAUUACGUCAACAGGUUUCUAAUAGACCUAUUCAAUCACCAGUAAAGAGGAUAGAUAAGAUUCUGAACGAUGCACAUGCUGAAGAACCUAAAAUGGACCCCACUGUACGAGAGCGUGAUUUAGACAAGGAGCGAGAGCGAGAGCGAGAUAGAGAUAGAGAUAGAGAGAGAGGAAGGAUCUACAAACCGAAACAAAAGAUAAUGAUUGCUGUUAACCACAAACUAGACACGAAUUUGCCUCCACUCAAGGCUUCCUUAUAUAAAUCUGACUUUGAACAUAACGAGGUAGAAGAAGAAAAUAAGAGAAGAAAAACCGACAAAUACUCUUCGCGUAGUACCGCAACUACUCCUGCAAGGAAAAGUAAAUACUCAGAGAAGAGUAGAAUAUCUUCAACGGGUGCAAGCAAUCCAUACAAAACUCCCGGUAAGAGUAAUAAGUCGCUGUUAGCGCCAUCUGAAUUGCCAGAAAUUCUUACAGACGAUGAAGAUGAUCGUGAAAAAAGAAUUUUUGAAAAUUGGGCCGAAACUCCUCAACUUAAGAGAGUGCUAUUGCAGCAACAAAAGAUUAACCCAGACUCCAUUUUCGGAGAAAUACCUCCCCUUGACAUCGAGGACAUAUUUGAGUCUCAAGCAUCUAGACAAAGAGGACGUGCGUCUUUAUCAAAUUGGUCUCCCGAAGCAAAAUGA
Dujonia railenensis is the source of this 2532-nucleotide messenger RNA. NCBI's taxonomy places the organism in Eukaryota, Fungi, Ascomycota, Pichiomycetes, Serinales, Debaryomycetaceae. The record is from the annotation of a GenBank genome assembly.